AUGUCUUGGUUAGAGUUUGGGCUUCUGACUGUGGUCAUCAUGGGAUCUUAUGGCUGCUUAAAAUGUAGCAGAGAAGCCAUGGCGCUUCGGACAGAGUUCAGAAAUAGCUACCUGGAGAAGAAACUCCAAAAGGACCCUCAGCUCAAAACCAAAUUGCAGCAGCUCCUGGACAAUGUCAUAGAGAGGCUAUCGAAUCAACCCAUACAUCCGAAAAAAUAUAUGGGUAUUAUUGAUGAAUUAACGCUAAAAAAACUCACUGUCUACUUCAAACGCUCUCUGAACCAGAUCAAGGAAAAUCACUUUGAAGGUGAGCAGCUUUUUAAUGAAAUGAUGUGGAGCCUCCAGAAACUGGUAUCUUAUUUUGAAGAGGCCAUGCCACAAUUUACAAAACUCUAUUGCAGCAAUGACUGUGGUCGGAUGGUGUAUGCUUUUAUCAGUUGCUUCUCAUGUGAGACAAAUCAACAGUCAUGUUCCAAGAACUACCAUUGUGGAGAACGGAACGUUCGAGUGGAAACAGAUGAUGAUCUGAUUUUGGAUUGUGCUCUGAAAUGGCAUAAGGCAAGCCAUGGAGUGAAGACAUAUAAGUUCUUCCGGAUGGUGAAUGAUAAAGAGCAGCUGAUGGCCAGUGGUACAGACUCCUUUCUGACCAAGAAGGAAGCCAGCAUGAAAGAUGCAGGCAGAUACCGAUGUAAAAUGAUAGAUGCAGAGGGAUAUACUGCCAGCCAGAUUGAAUUUCAAGUUGUAGUGCUACCUUCAAGAGAGACGAUCACCUUGUUUACCCGCCCACCACCACUGGUUCCACCACCAUUACUGUCACCAGCAUCAUCAUCAUUAUUGUCAUCACCACCAUCACUGCCUAUGACAGUGGAAAACCCUCUUACCCUAGGGGUUUCCUCCAGGGCUCCACCCCCUGAAGCUGAUUGGGCAGCUUGGAAAAUGAGUGGGAUUACAGGAGGAGCGCUGUUCUUCAUUGUUGCUGCGUUCUUAUGUUAUUAUCGUCAUAUGGCCAAGAAAGAGGAGGAGGAAGAUGAGGAUGAUGAUGAUGAAGAGGAUGAAGAUGAGAGUGACAGUGACAGUGAAUCUUCAGAGUUGGUGGAAAUGUGA
Messenger RNA from Python bivittatus (Burmese python), 1104 nucleotides. It is a transcript of the gene IZUMO1, whose product is annotated as izumo sperm-oocyte fusion 1. Lineage: Eukaryota; Metazoa; Chordata; Lepidosauria; Squamata; Pythonidae. Gene Ontology annotation, cellular component: plasma membrane; acrosomal membrane. Gene Ontology annotation, molecular function: protein binding involved in heterotypic cell-cell adhesion; signaling receptor binding. Gene Ontology annotation, biological process: heterotypic cell-cell adhesion; sperm-egg recognition; fusion of sperm to egg plasma membrane involved in single fertilization. The record is from RefSeq and is a predicted model, not a curated record.